UCAAUCAAGAAACAGUAUCUAACUCGUGUGAUGUUUGUUAAGUAAAUUCUUUACUUGUAGAAGCGGCAUGACCAGCAGACGCAUAUAAAGACGAAAGAUUAACCAUGCCAUGUAUGGGACAAGUCUAUUAAACGAAAACGUGAGAGGACAGUACGUCAACGCACGUACACAGUUGAGAAGCCAUACACAUACGAUGUUUGAAACAUGUCGUUCAGUCAAAGUUGUAAUUUGACAAAACAUCGACGGACCCACACUGGCGAGAAGCCUUUUGCAUGCGAUGUAUGCGACAUGUCGUUCAGUCAAAGUUGUAAUUUGACAAAACAUCGACGGACCCACACUGGUGAAAAACUAUACGCAUGCGAUGUAUGUGACAAAUCGUUUGCUACAAGUUAUACUUUGACGAUUCACCAUCGGAGUCACACGGGCGAGAAACCAUACGCAUGCGAUGUAUGCGACAAAUCGUUUGCUACAAGUAGCACAUUGAUGUGUCAUCGUCGGACUCACACGGGUGAGAAGACUUUUGCGUGCGAUAUAUGUGAUAAAUCGUUUGCUAAAAGUUACACUUUGACGAUUCACCAUCGGAGUCACACGGGUGAGAAACCAUACUCAUGCGAUGUAUGCGACAUGUCGUUCAGUCAAAGUUGUCAUUUGACAAGACAUCAACGGACCCACACUGGUGAGAAACCAUUUGCGUGCGAUGUAUGUGACAAAUCGUUUGCUACUAGUUACACUUUGACGAGUCACCAUAGGACUCACACGGGCGAGAAACCAUACGCAUGCGAUGUAUGCGACAAAUCGUUUACUGAAAGUAGCACAUUGACAAGACAUCGACGGACCCACACUGGCGAGAAACUAUACGCAUGCGAUGUAUGCAACAAGGCGUUUUUUGAUAGUGGCACAUUGACGAAUCACCGUCGGACUCACACGGGCGAGAAACCAUACGCAUGCGAUGUAUGUGAAAAGACGUUUACUGAAAGUAGCACAUUGACAAGACAUCGACGGACUCACACGGGCGAGAAACCAUACGCAUGUGAUGUAUGUAACAUGUCGUUCAGUCAAAGUGGUCAUUUGACAAGACAUCGACGGACCCACACUGGUGAGAAACCAUUUACGUGCGAUCUAUGCCAUAAGUAAUUUGCUGAAUGUGGCAAUUUGACGAGCGGAAACACGCUUUAGUUCUAUGAUGGGCCGGAUUUAAAGAGGAUAAAUCAGGUCAUCAUAUUAUUUUAGCACUGAAUGUGUCACGUUG
Acyrthosiphon pisum (pea aphid) is the source of this 1249-nucleotide messenger RNA. Its product is annotated as zinc finger protein 180-like. The record is from RefSeq and is a predicted model, not a curated record. Gene Ontology annotation, biological process: regulation of transcription by RNA polymerase II; embryo development. NCBI's taxonomy places the organism in Eukaryota, Metazoa, Arthropoda, Insecta, Hemiptera, Aphididae. Gene Ontology annotation, molecular function: DNA-binding transcription factor activity, RNA polymerase II-specific; RNA polymerase II transcription regulatory region sequence-specific DNA binding. Gene Ontology annotation, cellular component: nucleus. The transcript has a single exon. Bases 205 to 1134 code for a protein of 309 amino acids.